Galeopterus variegatus (Sunda flying lemur) is the source of this 474-nucleotide messenger RNA. RefSeq names its product interleukin 17F (gene IL17F). Gene Ontology annotation, cellular component: extracellular region. The record is from RefSeq and is a predicted model, not a curated record. The coding region runs from base 1 to 474 and encodes 157 amino acids. NCBI's taxonomy places the organism in Eukaryota, Metazoa, Chordata, Mammalia, Dermoptera, Cynocephalidae. The transcript has 3 exons. Gene Ontology annotation, biological process: inflammatory response. Gene Ontology annotation, molecular function: cytokine activity.
AUGAAGACCCUGCGUGACACAGUCAUGGUGAAGUCUCUGCUGCUGCUGAUGUUGAGGCUUGCCCUCCCCAAAGUUUUGAAUAUUGCCCCCCCAAAACCUGAAAAUUGCCCUUCUCUGGACAAGAACAGUGUGAUGAUUGAUGUUCAUAUUCUCAAUCAAAAUCUGGGUAGCCCGGGCUUACGUAACAUUCAUAACCGCUCCAGCUCCCCCUGGGAUUACAACAUCACCUGGGACUCCAACCGGUUCCCCUCGGAGAUUGUACAGGCCCGGUGCAGGUACUCAGGCUGCAUCAAUGCCCAGGGGCAGGAAGACAACUCCAUGAACUCCAUCGCCAUCCAGCAAGAGGUCCUGGUCCUCCGGCGGGAUACCCAGAGUGUUCCCCAUGGCUGCACUCCUGCCUUCCGGCUGGAGAAGAUGCUGGUGACUGUUGGCUGCACCUGUGUCACUCCCAUCGUGGUCCAACAUGUGGGCUAA